This is a messenger RNA of Hippoglossus stenolepis (Pacific halibut), 1378 nucleotides long. RefSeq names its product ankyrin repeat domain-containing protein 10. Lineage: Eukaryota; Metazoa; Chordata; Actinopteri; Pleuronectiformes; Pleuronectidae. Gene Ontology annotation, molecular function: protein binding. The record is from RefSeq and is a predicted model, not a curated record. Bases 1 to 1140 code for a protein of 379 amino acids. The transcript has 6 exons.
AUGGAGCCGGGAAACCUGCAGGGAAACGUCUCCGUCCGCCUCCUCCGCAGCUCCCUCAUGUCCGCGGGACAGGAACCAGACUUCCCCGGCGAUGAGGUGUUCAUGGGCCGGUUCCCCGUCCACCGCGCCUGCCGGGAUGGAGAUGUCGGGGCUCUGGUGUCCCUGUCCGAGCAGCACCGGGCUCACCUCACCGCUGAGGACCCCUGUUACGGGUGGACCCCCGUGCACUGGGCGGCUCACUACGGACAGCUGGAGUGCGUGGUGCGCCUGGUGCAGAUGGGCUGUGGCGUGAAUGUGGGGACCAGCCGCUUCAACCAGACACCGACGCACACCGCGGCGUUCGGAGGGCACCCCCACUGUGUGGUGUGGCUGACCCAGGCCGGAGCUGAUGUCAACAGGCAGGACUUUGUAGGUGAGGCCCCCAUCCACAAGGCGGCCCGGUCAGGUAGCUUGGAGUGUAUCCAGGUCCUGCUGAUAGCAGGUGCUAAACCGCAUGUAAGAAAUGCCAGUGGGCAGACGGCAGCGGACCUGGCCCACGCCCACGGCUUCGCCGACUGCUUCCGCUUCAUCUCCAACGCCCAGAAACACCUGCUGCAGCUCGGCGGCCUCCACGUGAACGGCGUGCAGAACGGGAGCGUCCCCUGUGGUCUCGGCCGGCUCAACAGAAAGAGGCUGCCGACCACCGUGGAGCCCGGACACCUGAAGAAAGCCAGGAGAGCGGAGGAUGUAUUGGUGCAGGUGCACAGCAGUGGAGGUGAGGCGGUGGAGAGCAUGAACAUGGAGUCUGCACAGGGCCUCAGCUCAGCAGACGAUGACACCAAAGGCGUCGCCAACGGCCAUCACCACGCGCUGCCUCGUGCUGCCCAGGAUGAGCCUGAGCCCCCCAAAACCACCCCCCCUCCUCAGCGCUCGUCGGCCGACAUGUGCGGCUCCCUGCAUCUGACCGGCAGCCCCAGCAGCUGCGUGUCCCAGCGGCCGGCCUGGUGGGGGCUGACGGGAGCCGAGCGCGGGGACUUUCAGCAUUACGGACACUACCACGGCUUCGGAGACACCGCGGAGGAGCUGAACGACAGCAUCCAGGCUGAGCUCAGAUACAAGCAGGCCGUGGCCAGCACCGUCCACCUCUACCACGGAUCCUAAACAGAGAGUCAGCGUCCCGAGCCCGGCCCCCUGGAGACACCCUCUCUGACACGCUGUCCCGUAACUUUAAAGGAUCACUUAUAUUUUGGGAAAGAUCCUUUAGCCGCUAAAUCUAGGGUCACUACUACAGAUAAGUAGGUCAUUUUGGAUAAUCUUUAAACAAAGACCCCAGUUCAGACCUGGUGUAAACGUCCGUCCUGAGGGAUCUGAUCAUGGGAGGUCACAGGAGGCAUUUGAA